This is a messenger RNA of Neolamprologus brichardi, 3210 nucleotides long. The record is from RefSeq and is a predicted model, not a curated record. NCBI's taxonomy places the organism in Eukaryota, Metazoa, Chordata, Actinopteri, Cichliformes, Cichlidae.
AUGUCAGUCAUCGAUGGGAAAAAGAAGCAGGGGUGGAGCGCUUACCGCGUUGCAGACGACACAACAGUGGUGGGUCUUAUCACCAAAGGUGAUGAGACGGCUUACAGGAAGAGCAUCCUCACUGGAUGCAUCACCACAUGGUAUGGCAAUAGCACCACUUACAACCGCAAAGCUUUCCAGAGAGUGGUGCAGUGUUCUGAUCAGAUAAUUGGAGGUGAGCUUCCCUCCCUCCAAGACAUCUACAAGAAGCGGUGCAUGAGGAAAGCGGGGAGGAUCAUCAAAGACUCCAGUCACCCCAGCCAUAAACUGUUCAAACUACUUCCGUCAGGCAGGAGACGUUAUCACCAGCAGAUUUUCUUCAAAUAUGUGAACCUGAUGUUGAUGUUAGAUUACAGAGCCAGAUAUAUUCCUGUAAGACCAGGCAGUCCUGAGGCGACCCAUUCAGAGUCUAUUAGAGACAAUGAAAGUACUGAGAAUGAUUUCAGUGAUUUGGAUGCUUUAUUAAGUAUUGUAGACACAGAUCUCACAGAACAGACUCGUGUGCAUCCAAUAGAUGUUCAGAUGGCAGUAUUUCACUGCUCAGACAGCUUUCUUAAACAGAUGAUGAUUACAAAGCUCUCUCAGUGUCAGUAUGCCUUACCUUUGCUUGUUCCUGACCCAGUCACUAUGGAGAUCGAGUGUCCUCUGUGGACUUUCAGACAAAUAACAAAAACCUGGAAGGUAACUGAAAUCAAAGAGGACUCCAAAACUGUCACUAUGAAGAGUGUCCCAGCCUGUAAAGCUCAGAAACACUUGGUGUCAUUUUUCCGCCUGGGUUCUCUGUCAGUGUCUAAAUCUCAGCUGAUCAACACUUUGAUCAACGACCGUCACAACACCUUCUUCCAUAGAAACUGUCCAGGAAGCACCAAGUCUCGAUAUCUGACGGAUGGUGUGGCAGAGAUUGCUUGGUACUGUCCUGCUGGAAAACCCAAUGAUGCCUUCAAUGACUGUAUUGCCUUUUGUAAUCUUCGUGGUGAUGCUCUGUUGACUGAAAAACAGCGCGACAUACUAAUUGAAAAAUCCUCAGUGAACAUUUUUUUUGUUGCUUCUCUGCAGGAAAAUCAAAAAAACAAGGCAUUUAUAUCAGCUUGUCUUAAAUCUCACAAGCCUUUAAUUUGUCUCUGUGUUGACAGCUGUAACAUUAAGGCAAAAAAGGGAAUAUACAUCAUAGGUCUCAAUGACAGAAGUCAGGCAGAUGUAUCCGAACAACUGAAAGAGAUCAUUAAAGAAGUUUUAUCUUCUCUAGAUGGUCCCAGCUUAAAACCAUGCUUCCAGCUUGAAAUGAUGGCUGAGGUCUCUGGAAUCAGAGUGGAUGAAAGUGAGCCGGCCUGUCAAGAAGGUAAAUCUGCUGCUAAGAAAAUGAUGCAUCUGCUUACAAAGGAUAACAUGAAUGUCUCAAAAAUCAAACAUGAAUUUCUCCCAUGCCAAGGUGAUCUAUGGCAUAAGUGGAGCAAAAUACACAAAGAACUAUAUAAUCUCAGAGGACACAUUGAAAAGGAGAAAAGUAAAAAGCAACAAGAACUGAAAACCAUACGUCAGGAACAAUGCGAUGCUUCCUGCAGUAAACUGAUGGAGUUGUUCAUUGAAAGCCUCUCAUCAUUGCCACUGAAAGACAAACAGUAUUUCCUGAAAUGGACUCAGAUCUUGAUGGAUGAUCUCUCCACAGAUGAUCUGUCAAUUAUUCUCCAAAGUUAUGAUAAAAAGUGGUCUGAGGUCUUGGAAUUGAAGAACAAACACAACAAAUCACAUCUGUUAGUAAAGAAACAAACUGAGCUUGAAGAAAUUUCCAGAAAACUGCAGUUUGCAACUUUUGGUUUGGAGCACAUCUUCAGAGAAAUGGGACAGAUCUAUGAAGCUCAUAGAGCAAUAGAAGGAGAGAGCAGACACACUGACUGGUCUCAAUACCCUGAGCUGGCUGCACAGCUGAUGAUAUCAGGACACCCGAUGGAGCUGAUGGAUGGUGAUGCAGGUCACGUGCCUUUAAGAUGGAUCUCCAGUCUUUUAGAGGAAGUCAUCAAGAAACUGGGGCACCAGAAAGUUUUUGUGUUGUCAGUUUUGGGUCUACAAAGCAGUGGAAAAUCAACGAUGCUGAACACCAUGUUUGGUUUGCAGUUUGCAGUGAGUGCAGGCAGGUGCACCAAAGGUGCCUUCAUGCAGCUGCUCAAAGUAUCAGAGGAGAUGAAGAAAGACUUGAAGUUUGACUAUCUUCUAGUGGUGGACACUGAAGGACUGCGUGCUCUUGAGCUGGAAGGUAACAUCACUCUUCACCAUGACAACGAACUGGCAACAUUUGUUGUUGGUCUGGGAAACCUGACACUGAUCAACAUUAUGGGAGAGAAUCCAUCUGAGAUGCAGGACAUCCUGCAGAUUGUUGUUCAGGCUUUCAUGAGGAUGAAGAAAGUUAAACUUUCUCCCAGUUGUGUGUUUGUUCACCAGAAUGUUACAGAUGUCGCAGCAGCAGAGAAAAACAUGGAAGGAAAGAGACGCCUGCUAGAAAAACUGGACCAGAUGGCCAAACUAGCAGCUGAAGAGGAAGUUUACAGUGCAGAGUGCUUCAGUGAUGUCAUUGAAUUUGAUGUCCAAAAAGAUGUGAAAUACUGUGCCCAGCUGUGGGAGGGUAGUCCACCCAUGGCUCCUCCUAAUCCAGGAUACAGCGAGAGCAUCCAAGAAGUGAAGAACACCAUCCUCUCUAAAGCUUCAAAGUCUGAUGGGAUCACUCUGUCACAGUUCAGAAAUAGAAUUCAAGAUCUGUGGAUUGCCCUCCUCAAUGAAAACUUUAUUUUCAGUUUUAAAAACACACUUGAAAUUGCAGCAUACAGAAAAUUGGAGAUCCAAUAUGGAAACUGGACCUGGGACCUCAGGAGCAACAUGCUGACCAUUGAAAAUCAGCUUUAUAACAGAAUUGAAAAUGGAAAUCUUAACAAAGUGGAGCUGAUCUAUCUCAAAGAAAAUACAAGUAAGACUUAUGAAAAAAUAAAAACAUCAAUGAAAAAGUAUUUUGAGGAGGAUAUAGAGAAAGAAUUUUUGGCUCAGUGGAGAGGCCGAUUUGAAAUCAAAAUCAAAGAGUUUCAUGAUGAACAGGUGAGCACAGUGAAAAGAAAACUGGAUGAAGUUAUUCAACAAAAGGAGGCUCGUAAAAAGCUGGAUGAUAAGAAAAAAGAGUUUGAGGAC